AACACAAAAUCCCCAUCUCCCGAGCCCUAAUUUUCCUGAAAAAAAAAAAAAACACAUUUCCAUCUUUUUCUUCAAUUUCUUCAAUCAAAUCUCUCAAAUUCAUCACCAACACCAUCAAACCUUCAAUAACAAAACCUCAAUUUCAUUUCCAUUCCCCCAAUCCCCAAUUUUAUUGCCAAAUUAGGUAUAGAUUCAAGAGAAUCUUGUCUAAUCGUAUACGCAUAGAUCGGAAAGAUUAUUCGGAAAUUGUGAGCGGAUAUCAGAUUCAGGAUAAUUGUUUGUUGAUUGAAAAUGGCGUUACCGGUGAAAUAUUAUGUGUUGUGGAUGUUUAUUAUGUUGCUGCUUACGUCAUUCGUCUCCUCAUCGACGUCAUGUUCUCGAUUGAAGCCGUUUGUUUAUGAUCUGCAGCUUCAAUGCCCUACGACGGUUAUGUAUACGUGGCCAAUCGAGAUGAAUGGGGAGUCUCUUGACAAGAUUUUGAGCUCCAAUCAAGUGAACACAUAUGUAGCCAUAAUGUUCUAUGCUUCUUGGUGCCCAUUUUCAAGAAACUUGCAACCCAAGUUUGAUGCCCUCAGUUCAAUGUUUCCACAAAUUAAGCAUGUGAUGGUUGAACAAUCUUCGGUACAACCAAUUACUUUCUCAAAACACGGAGUUCAUAGUGUUCCUUCGGUUUUGUUAGUCAACCGAACAACCAGAAUGCGGUUUCAUGGCCCAAAGGAUCUACACGCGUUUGUGCACUUUUAUCAAAAAGCUACCGGACUUGAGCCAGUAAUGGACUUGGCCAAAGAUCCAAUCAUCUUUUCCGAAAACAAAUCAACAAUUCCCGAAUCACACAACAAAGCCCAACUGAAGAACAUAAUCUCAAACGAACCGUAUCUCAUCUUCUCCAUGUUCUUUCUCUUCACAAAGACGCUUUUAUACCUAUAUCCAAACAUGGUAUCAAACAUCGUUGCGCUCUGGCUUGCAAACAUUCCUCAUUUGAAUCUUUCAAUCUUUGGUGAGUCAAGACAACAUUUGGCUCGCGUUCUUCAGUUGGUCGAUUUCAAAAGGGUGUUCAGCAAACUUAAGCUUGUUAGAAGCGCCCGUGCAUGGACUUCAUCGUUGGCAUCGUUCUCGUUUUGUAAGGCGUCUUCCUUUAGAGCCUCACAAGGAUGAAAGUUGUAAACUUUCAUGGCGGAACUUCUGAAAUGUGCGAAUCGAUCCCUUUUUGGAAUUGUGGUUUAGGGUAGGACUGUUUGUAAAUUUGAGAACCAAGUUUGAUGUGUUUUGUGUAUAUUAUGUAUUAGUGAGCAAUGGUCCAAAACUGAUUAGGUUUCGGGUAAUGCAGUUUGGUCUCACAUGUACCGUUUUGAAUAAUUACCCAAUGUUUUUGGGAUGUUUGUUUAUAACAUACUCUUACUAUUAAAAAUAGGAAUUGUAUAAGAACCCAAUGUUUUUGGAA
Helianthus annuus (common sunflower) is the source of this 1441-nucleotide messenger RNA. Its product is annotated as 5'-adenylylsulfate reductase-like 7. Bases 292 to 1155 code for a protein of 287 amino acids. The record is from RefSeq and is a predicted model, not a curated record. The transcript has 4 exons. NCBI's taxonomy places the organism in Eukaryota, Viridiplantae, Streptophyta, Magnoliopsida, Asterales, Asteraceae.